Galeopterus variegatus (Sunda flying lemur) is the source of this 649-nucleotide messenger RNA. It is a transcript of the gene CHCHD4, whose product is annotated as coiled-coil-helix-coiled-coil-helix domain containing 4. Bases 1 to 459 code for a protein of 152 amino acids. Gene Ontology annotation, molecular function: protein-disulfide reductase activity. The transcript has 3 exons. Gene Ontology annotation, cellular component: mitochondrial intermembrane space. The record is from RefSeq and is a predicted model, not a curated record. Gene Ontology annotation, biological process: protein import into mitochondrial intermembrane space. Lineage: Eukaryota; Metazoa; Chordata; Mammalia; Dermoptera; Cynocephalidae.
AUGCCAAGCAGUGCAGAGCUGGUGGCCGAUGACCCUAACGAUCCGUACGAAGAACAUGGGAAGGAUAGAAUCAUAUUUGUCACCAAAGAAGACCAUGAAACGCCAAGCAGUGCAGAGCUGGUGGCCGAUGACCCUAACGAUCCGUACGAAGAACAUGGAUUGAUACUGCCAAAUGGAGACAUUAACUGGAACUGCCCGUGCCUUGGGGGUAUGGCCAGUGGCCCCUGUGGGGAACAAUUCAAGUCAGCCUUUUCCUGCUUCCACUAUAGCACGGAGGAUGUCAAGGGCUCAGAUUGUGUAGACCAGUUCCGGGCCAUGCAGGAAUGCAUGCAGAAAUACCCAGACCUCUACCCCCAGGAGGAUGAGGAGGAAGAGGAGGAGAAGCCAGCAGAACGAGUAGAGGAAACGGCGCCCCCUGAGGCCGCUGCAACCAAAGAGGAGGAGGAGGGGUCAAGCUAAUGAAAGCAGAGGGCACUGGGCUCCAGGCCUUCCUCCUCACAGUGAUAUGGACCUUUUGCAAAAUGCCUUUCAGCCACCCCCCAGGAAAGCGCUUUCCCUCUGUUGUUCUGUGCACUGUAAUGUACAAAGUAACUUAUUUUGAUAAUCAGGGGUCUUGGCCCCUUGACAGUAUACACUGAAGAAAAUGGGG